AUGCCGCCAGCGGAAAGUCCGUUGCAACAGAAAGAUGCCGUGCUCGCACUGUUGCCGCCUACAGCUCUCGUGCGUCUACGAAACACGGCGAAGGCGACACCGCCUGCCCAAGAUCAGGAGCUUCGUAAUGGGACACAUGAGUUGCCUACCAAUCAAGACAUCCUAGAUAGACUUAUCAAGGUCGAGGGGCUUAUUUCCGACCUCAAGGCAUCUUUCGAUCAUGGUAAAGCCUCUCCUGCCCCAAUAGAGCACGAUGAAGAUGCACCGGGUCCCGUUUUAGUACCGCCCGCCCAGCCCCCUCAAGAAGCCCCGAUUGGCGAGGGGGUGAGGGGCAGCUACGUUGACAACUCAGUGUUCGUCAAACUGUUCCUGGACGAUACGUCUCGACAAACCUCUGGAAGUGCCAAGCUACCAAACAGCUCGUCAAGCCUUUCAAUUCAUCGCCCGUCGAUGCAAUACGGGAUAGUUGCCACCGAUGUCUUCGGGUAUCAAGUUGAUGAUAUCUCCAUACCUUCCCAAACAUACGGAAAACUAUGGUCUCUGUACAAACAGAAUUUCGAUCCCCUGGUGAAGCUCUUGCACAUACCCACAAUACAACCAGUCAUACUGCACGCCUCGGCCAAUCCCCACGAGGCAGACGAUACAACAAUGACCCUGGUAUACGCUGUUGCGUUCGCAGCUACGGCAACCGUGCCAAGGGCUAGAUCAACAGAGCAGCUCGGGUUUGAGAAGACACUCCUCCUACGGCAUCUCAUGCAGCAAAUGGACAGCGCAUUUAUGAGGGCGCAAUUCCUGCUACGCCCCAGUACAUGGGGCCUGACAGCUCUUGUAAUCUAUUUGACGGCACUGAGAACUCACGACGCAACACGAACCAUCUGGAUACUGACCGGUCUUGCCAUGCGCAUUGCCGAGUCACUUGGGGUCCACGUAAACGGCACUCGUCUGGGUCUGGACCCUUUCGAGACCGAGAUACGACGGCGGCUUUGGUGGCAUCUAACUGCUCUCGAUGCCACUGCGCCUGAAAGUCACGGGUUCAAUUCAACAACUGUGGACCGUAAUCACACUUGUCUGCUACCGACCAACAUCGACGACGUCGACAUUUCUCCCCAAAUGACAGAGCCGCCGAUCGGGAAGGAUCACUGGACUGAGUUGUCCUUUUCCAUCAUGAACCUGGACCUGUGCCGCAGCUUACGGCGCGCCAUCGCUACAACCACGCAAAACGAUGCAGGGACUAGAGUAGACACAAUACAUGAAACCGAACGUAAGGUUGAGCAGCAAUGGCUGCGACUCGCGGAUAUGACGAAUCCACUUUGUCGUGCUGCAGAUGCUCUGCUGCGCAUAUCUGUCUUAAAGACACGUUUCAUCAUGACGCUUCAAACAUGGCUUUCGACUACCAAAAGUACGGAUUGCAGAUACAAUCACCUCCCUCAGUCGGUCUUCACGACUGCCAUCAAAUUACUCGAGGACGGGUAUCUGCUUCAGUCAGGGAAACUGUUCGAAAGCUUUGCGUGGUUCUAUCAGCAACAGCCUCAGCUCUACGCAUUGUUCCUUGUGCUACGCACACUGCACGCCUCGCCGGGGCGAACGGAAGCGGAUAGGGCAUGGGUUGCGGUGGAUAAUUAUUUCACCUGCCUCACUGACUUUGAAGAGGCGUCUGAGAUGAAGGGCAGGACGAGCUGCGUUUGGACAGUCCUCGGUCCAUUGCGUGAUAAGGCCAGAGAGUCGUCUGCGCAGAUGAGUCGCGAAGCGCAAGGACUGGUAGCAGGGCAAGCAUCGUCGGUACUGUCCCCUGCCGAUGAAUCUGGUACGCCCCUCUCAGCCACUGAGAUUAAUAUGCAGUUGUCGCCAUUCCAUGCCACACUCGAGCCUUCGGCUUUACAUGACAUGCUCGUGUGGCAGGAUUUCUCAGAUUUGAUCAAUCUCGAUGCAAGAAUGUUUUAA
This is a messenger RNA of Aspergillus pseudonomiae, 1941 nucleotides long. Its product is annotated as fungal specific transcription factor domain-containing protein. The record is from RefSeq and is a predicted model, not a curated record. The transcript is spliced from 4 exons. Bases 1 to 1941 code for a protein of 646 amino acids. Lineage: Eukaryota; Fungi; Ascomycota; Eurotiomycetes; Eurotiales; Aspergillaceae. Gene Ontology annotation, molecular function: zinc ion binding; DNA binding. Gene Ontology annotation, biological process: DNA-templated transcription.